GAAAUUUUCUUCCGACUAUUAUUUGUUGUGCUUGGAAGAUUCGGGAUUAACUCGGAGGACGGGGAGAGGAAGUUGCAGCUUUUGAUGAGCUAAAUACCUACUGAAGUCGAGUCAUCAGGUUCUGAUCGUUCUGAUAAGUGAAGCCUUAGAAAUAAUACUAGAGGAGGGCCAGUGCAAGUGUGCCCCCUGCUCAGAAACACUUCAACUUCGACUUUCUGUGUGGAAUUUAAUCCUCUAGGGUUGAGUUGGAAUUGGCUGCUGUGAUGUCUGAUACUAAGAAAAUAGUCUAUUCAAUUAUUCAAUUCUUGAACGCCCAGCUUCAUGAUGGCAGUUUGUCACAAGACAGUCAGGAGAGUCUGGAGGUGGCCGUUCAGUGUCUGGAGACGUCGUUCGGCCUCAGCGCCAAUGACACACACCUGAGCGUCGACAAGACGCUGCCGCAGAUCUUCGCAGAUGGGCUCAAACAGACGGCGUCAGCUGCCGGUAUCACGGCGGCUGCCCCGGCGCCGGAGCCCGCCCCGCGCGCUCCGGAGGCCACCCCCGAACAGAAAGAGCGUGCCGAGGCGCUGAAGAACGAGGGUAAUAUCGCCGUCCGGGAGGAGCGUCUGCACGAGGCGGUCGACAAGUACACACAGGCGAUCGAGCACGACGGUAACAACGCAGCGUACUUCAGCAACCGGGCAGCGGCGUACACCAAGCUGGGUAACUACCUGGCGGCCGUGGAGGACGCCCAGCGCGCGCUGCAGAUCGACCCCACCUACACAAAGGCCUACAGCCGGCUGGCGCUGGCGUAUGCUGGUUUGAACCGGUUCGAUGAGGCCAAGGCGCAGAUUAAGAAGGCUCUGGAGCUGGACCCGACCAAUGAGAGCUAUCAGAAUAACCUGCGGGUGAUCGAGGCGCGGAUGGGCGACACGAUAACAGCGGCCGGCGGCGCGCCGGGCCUGGGCGGCCUGCCCGGUGGGUUCGGUAACAUUGCCAACAUGGGCGGACUCAACCUGGAGGCCAUGCUGAACAACCCGGCCAUGAUGAACGUGGCCGCGCAGAUGAUGCAGGACCCCAACAUGCAGCAGAUGAUGAACAACUUGAUGGGCGGUGGGGCCGGAGGGCCGCCCGGAGCCGGCGUACCGCCCGGGGCCGGAGCGGGGGCAGGAGGGGCUGGAGGCGCCGGCGGCUUCGAGGCACUCCUACAGGCAGGUCAGCGGCUAGCCGAGCAGAUGCGAGCCUCCAACCCGGAGCUGAUCGAGCAGCUCAGGCAGCAGAUGGGCGGCAACCAGCCGCCGCCGCCGCCCCCGCCCACGUCAGGGGACAGCUAGACGACGAAGGAGACGGCGUAUGGCAGGCGGGUCCGGCAGCGCAGCCCGGCGCGGCGGUCGGUACCAUUUUGUACUACAUGCUCGUGACAAUACCCGUUCCGCUUUCCAAGGCCUGGCGUGCUCGGAUUGCCCGCAUUAUAUAUAGGCAUCAAAUAAUACAGAUUACUGAGAAUAAUC
Molecule: messenger RNA, 1490 nt
Organism: Amphibalanus amphitrite
Lineage: Eukaryota; Metazoa; Arthropoda; Thecostraca; Balanomorpha; Balanidae
Product: small glutamine-rich tetratricopeptide repeat-containing protein alpha-like
Exons: 8
Coding region: 264-1313 (349 amino acids)
Biological process (GO): post-translational protein targeting to endoplasmic reticulum membrane
Cellular component (GO): membrane; TRC complex
Molecular function (GO): molecular adaptor activity; protein binding
Source: RefSeq, a predicted model, not a curated record